This is a messenger RNA of Tauraco erythrolophus (red-crested turaco), 897 nucleotides long. NCBI's taxonomy places the organism in Eukaryota, Metazoa, Chordata, Aves, Musophagiformes, Musophagidae. The record is from RefSeq and is a predicted model, not a curated record.
AUGAGCCGCCAUUUCUUGUAUUAUUGUGGUGAACCUACUCUGGAUGUGAAGAUUGCCUUUUGUCAGGGAUUUGGGAAACAAGUGGAUGUGUCAUAUAUUGCCAAACAUUACAACAUGAGCAAAAGCAAAGUUGACAACCAGUUCUACAGCGUGGAAGUAGGUGACUCGACCUUCACAGUUCUCAAACGCUACCAGAACUUGAAACCUAUUGGCUCUGGGGCUCAGGGAAUAGUUUGUGCUGCAUAUGAUGCCGUCCUUGAUAGAAACGUGGCCAUUAAGAAGCUCAGCAGACCAUUUCAGAACCAAACUCAUGCCAAGCGAGCUUACAGGGAGCUGGUCCUUAUGAAGUGUGUGAAUCAUAAAAAUAUUAUCAGUUUAUUAAAUGUCUUCACACCACAGAAAUCUCUGGAGGAGUUCCAGGAUGUUUACCUGGUAAUGGAGUUAAUGGAUGCCAAUCUGUGCCAGGUCAUUCAGAUGGAGCUAGACCAUGAGCGAAUGUCUUAUCUACUGUACCAAAUGCUCUGUGGUAUCAAGCAUCUUCACUCUGCAGGAAUUAUUCACAGGGAUUUAAAACCAAGUAACAUUGUGGUAAAAUCUGACUGCACGUUGAAGAUUUUGGAUUUUGGACUGGCCAGGACUGCAGGCACUAGCUUCAUGAUGACUCCAUACGUAGUGACACGUUACUACAGAGCACCAGAGGUCAUCUUGGGAAUGGGCUACAAGGAGAACGUGGAUAUAUGGUCUGUGGGAUGCAUUAUGGGAGAAAUGGUUCGCCACAAAAUCCUCUUUCCAGGAAGGGACUGUAUCCUUGUGCCAUUUGCUGCAGCUUCACCUAUUAUUUGUUCCUCUCCUCCACCCCAUCCCUUUUGCCAUGUAAUGACCAUACCAGGACUGUAA